AUGACAGUAAAGAAAUUCAGACACAAUAAUGAUAGUGGUGUCUUCACUGAAUCAUCUGAUGAUGCAAACAAGAUGGUAUUAAUCAAAUCAACAGAUCCAAUUGAUUUCUACACAGGUGAUGGCAGUUCAGAAGCAGAUAGCAAAGAAGUAGAUUCUUUGAAUUCCAGAAAACAUGCAAUUUGUCAAUUUGGGGAGUCUACUCAACUGCAUAAGGCUCAUUUAGAUAGCACAAUAUACUUCCCACCUCACAUAAAGCUACUUGUCAAGCUGUACAAAAUCAUUCUGAAUGUCUACAAUUACAGCAAAACCAGAAAGCUCAAUUUGAUUUACGAGUAUCACAAACCAAGUAUGGAACAAGUGUUUGGUCAAAGAAUAACUCAGAAACACCUCAGACAGUUGAAAUUCAUACUACAGGAUUCAAUAGUCUUCAAAGAGAUCAAAUACGGUGAAAUAUACACAUUUAUAAUCACAAUAGCAAAAGAGGAACCGGUUGAAGUAGCGAUUCUCAAACUAUUGCACAAGAAUCACAAUAACUGGUUAAAACAGAACAAUCUUGAACACAAGGGUAAGCGAUUUCAUAUGGAUUUUGAUCUCAGUACGGUUGAAAUUGGUCAGAAGGAGCUGUUUAGCCGUGUCAUGGAUUCUAUGCCACACUCUGAAGAUAUUGUAAAGAGGACAGCUGAUGAGAAAUACAAAAUGAUUUUAGAAAGAAACAAAAAGCAGGAGGAUGAACGUAGAGCUACAUUCAUUAAGAAUGAAGUAGGGGAGAAAACAGUCGUAGAAAGGGCCAAAUUGGAAUAUGGUGCAAUACUAAAAAGAGUAGAAGAAAGAGAAAAAAUCAGGAAAGCAGAAUUCAUAAAAUACGAGCAAAUGAAAGUGAACUACACCGAUAAACUGGAUCGGAUAUUCAGGGUAGAAGACAGGAGAGCCAUAAGACUAUCAGAAUUAGAAUUCAGAAUCGGUGAUGUCAGGGCAAGAGAAAACAUUUUGGGUGCAUUAGGAGACAAAUACACCAAAAAAACAAUCAAAGACGACAUAUACAUCGUAAAACAGGACAAAAGUGACAAAUAA
This is a messenger RNA of Enterospora canceri, 1071 nucleotides long. The record is from the annotation of a GenBank genome assembly. Lineage: Eukaryota; Fungi; Microsporidia; Enterocytozoonidae.